This is a messenger RNA of Manihot esculenta (cassava), 1175 nucleotides long. Its product is annotated as probable ubiquitin-conjugating enzyme E2 C. Bases 335 to 904 code for a protein of 189 amino acids. The transcript is spliced from 6 exons. The record is from RefSeq and is a predicted model, not a curated record. Lineage: Eukaryota; Viridiplantae; Streptophyta; Magnoliopsida; Malpighiales; Euphorbiaceae.
UAAAGAAAAAAAAAAAAAAGGAAAAGGCUUCUGCUUGAGCAGAGCGCGUCUUGUGGCUCUCUGUAUUAUAAUCUCUCGCUCUCUCUCUCUCAUCGUUUUCCUUCUCCACGGACUAAUCGACGCAACCUCCACAGCAACCGCCGACCACCAUCACUGCCGCCACUACCUCUACCUUCUGAAACAAAAAGGGAGAAUUAUUACCCCAAAUUCGUCCAUCCUUGAUUCUAUUCCCGUGAAAAUGAUCAACAUCUGCUAAAAAAGUCAUUGAUUGAUCGCUCGGAUAUCAGCUGUUGAUUUUGAUCAGUAGGGUAGAUUAAUUCUUGAUUUUGUAAUCAUGGAGAUGAGGCCAAAUCCCACGGUCGAUAACUCGCACCAGCACCAGUAUCAGCGCCAUGCACCUGCGACUCCAUCGAAGCAGCCCGCUGCUCCUCCUAACCCGGUCGAUACUUCCUCCGUUUCUCAGAGGUUACAGAAGGAAUUGAUGUCUCUCAUGAUGAGUGGAGGAGAUCUUGGUGUGUCAGCAUUUCCUGAAGGUGAGAGUAUCUUUACAUGGUGUGGAACAAUUGAGGGUGGAAAGGGAACUGCAUACGAGGGUUUAUCAUAUAAGCUUUCUUUGCGAUUUCCUCUGGACUAUCCCUUUAAACCACCACAAGUCAAAUUUGAGACAAAUUGCUUUCAUCCAAAUGUUGAUCAGUAUGGCAAUAUAUGCCUAGACAUACUCCAGGAGAAGUGGUCUUCAGCUUACGAUUGCAGAACAAUCCUUUUGUCCAUCCAAAGUCUAUUGGGAGAACCUAAUCCAGAUAGUCCUCUUAACAGCUAUGCUGCAAAAUUAUGGAAUAAUAAGGAAGAAUACAAGAAAAUGGUCCACAAACAGUACUAUGCUGGAGAAGUAUUUGAGAGCUGAUCUGCAGAAUUCUUAUAACUGAUGACAUCUCAAAUCCUUGCUUUUGCUUGUAAUGUUUCAAGUGAGGUCUUGAGCGAGUUCAUAUAUUUGUAGUUCUCCCUCAAAUGAAAACUUGUCAUAUGAAACAGAUGCUAUUGCAUAUAAAUUUGUCUGUUUCUCUUCACCUCUGAUCAAAAUUGGUUGAUAUUUCUUUGAUGUAACUGCAAAAUAAACUCAUGCAAAGAGUUGUAAAUUUUUCAAAAUCAAAUUAAAAUAUUUCAGUUCAUUUGUA